CUCUUAGGAGACAUACGGACUAAGAAGAAGCCUGUGCGAAGAAGAUACGAGUCCUAUGGGAUGUACUCGGAUGAUGAUGCCAACAGUGAUGCAUCAAGUGCCUGUUCAGAAAGGUCCUACAGCUCUAGGAAUGGAAGCAUACCAACGUACAUGAGACAGACAGAAGAUGUGGCUGAAGUCCUAAAUCGCUGUGCCAGCACCAACUGGUCGGAGAGGAAAGAAGGCCUCUUAGGCCUGCAAAACUUAUUAAAGAACCAGAGAACUUUAAGUCGUGUGGAGUUGAAAAGGUUGUGUGAAAUCUUCACAAGAAUGUUUGCUGAUCCUCACAGUAAGAGAGUGUUCAGUAUGUUUUUGGAGACACUGGUGGACUUUAUCCAGGUCCAUAAAGAAGAUCUGCAGGACUGGCUGUUUGUACUGCUGACACAGCUGUUGAAAAAAAUGGGAGCUGAUUUGCUUGGGUCUGUACAAGCGAAAGUUCAGAAGGCACUUGAUGUCACAAGGGAAUCUUUUCCAAAUGAUCUCCAAUUCAGUAUUUUAAUGAGAUUCACUGUUGACCAGACCCAAACACCCAGCCUGAAGGUCAAAGUUGCAAUCCUUAAAUACAUAGAGACUCUUGCGCAACAGAUGGAUCCAGGAGAUUUUGUAAAUUCAAGUGAAACAAGGUUAGCAGUGUCUCGAAUCAUCACCUGGACCACAGAACCUAAAAGCUCAGAUGUUAGGAAGGCUGCGCAGUCAGUGCUGAUUUCCCUUUUUGAACUCAACACUCCAGAGUUUACAAUGCUGUUGGGUGCUUUACCAAAAACAUUUCAGGAUGGAGCCACAAAGCUUCUCCACAAUCAUCUCCGGAAUACAGGCAACAGUGGUCAGGGAUCAAUGGGAAGUCCUUUAACAAGGCCGACUCCACGCUCCCCAGCAAGUUGGUCAAGUCCUCUCACUUCCCCAACCAAUACGUCGCAGAACACUUUGUCACCAAGUGCAUUUGACUAUGACACUGAAAAUAUGAAUUCUGAAGAUAUUUACAGCUCUCUUCGUGGAGUCACUGAAGCCAUUCAGAAUUUCAGUUUUCGUAGUCAGGAAGAUAUGAAUGAGCCUGUAAAACGAGAUUCAAAAAAAGAUGAUGGCGAUGGGAUUUGCAGUGCUUCUGGAAUAGUAGACCUACGAGCAGGAAGCGGUGUCAGUGAUACAGGCCGAACAGCUCUUGAUAACAAAACAUCGUUACUCAACACAAUGCCUCCCCACUCUUCACCGCGUUCACGAGAUUAUAACCCAUACAACUAUUCUGAUGGUAUCAGUUCCUUUAAUAAAUCUGCUUUGAAAGAAGCCAUGUUUGAUGAUGAUGCAGAGCAGUUUCCUGAUGAGCCUCCCAUGGACCAUUCCGAUCUGGUUGCAGAGUUACUGAAAGAAUUAUCAAACCAUAAUGAGAGAGUUGAGGAGAGAAAGGCUGCCCUGUACGAGCUCAUGAAGUUAACUCAGGAAGAGUCUUUUGGUGUUUGGGAUGAGCACUUCAAAACAAUACUGCUUUUGCUGCUUGAAACUCUUGGUGAUAAAGAGCAUGCAAUUAGAGCUUUGGCGUUGAAAGUUCUAAGAGAAAUUCUAAGAAACCAGCCAGCGAGGUUUAAGAAUUAUGCAGAGCUCACAAUCAUGAAGACGUUAGAAGCACAUAAGGAUCCUCAUAAGGAGGUGGUGAGAUCUGCUGAAGAAGCUGCUUCCAUGCUGGCCACUUCCAUUAGCCCAGAUCAGUGCAUCAAAGUUCUUUGUCCAAUUAUCCAAACUGCAGAUUACCCCAUUAAUCUGGCUGCAAUCAAAAUGCAGACAAAAGUCAUAGAAAGAGUAUCUAAAGAAACCCUUACUCAGCUUUUACCAGAGAUUGUGCCGGGUCUAAUACAGGGUUAUGACAAUUCAGAGAGCAGUGUUCGUAAGGCAUGUGUUUUCUGCCUUGUAGCCAUUCAUGCAGUAAUUGGUGAUGAACUAAAACCACAUCUCAGUCAACUCACUGGCAGUAAAAUGAAACUAUUGAACCUUUACAUCAAACGUGCACAGACAGGCUCUGGACCAGGGGAUACAACAGCAGAUAUGUCUGGACAAAGCUAAUGAAGCUGACGAGUUAACCAGGUCUCCUAAAGCAAGGGCAAGGCCCUCUUCAGUGAAAGGAAAAUUCUUACAUAGAACGUUUGGAACCUUUUUUGGGUUUUUUCCCCUUUCUUUUGUUGGGUUGUUUUUUGUUGUUGUUUUGUUUUUUUUUUUUCUUGAACCAACGGCUGUCCUCAGCCUGCAUGUGACUGUUGCAAUAGAAUUAUUCCAAUCCAAGGAAAAACAGUAUUAACAUCAGUUGAUCAAAGCAGAAUAAAAUUAUAAAAUAAUCU
This is a messenger RNA of Leptosomus discolor (cuckoo roller), 2363 nucleotides long. The record is from RefSeq and is a predicted model, not a curated record. Lineage: Eukaryota; Metazoa; Chordata; Aves; Leptosomiformes; Leptosomidae.